Sphenostylis stenocarpa is the source of this 1245-nucleotide messenger RNA. NCBI's taxonomy places the organism in Eukaryota, Viridiplantae, Streptophyta, Magnoliopsida, Fabales, Fabaceae. The record is from the annotation of a GenBank genome assembly.
AUGUUUCUUCAAGGUUCAAUGAGUUUUGCUGCUUUGACCCUUUUCUUGCUCCUACCAACGGUGCCUUAUCAAGCACACGCAUCAAGCCGUGGCUCCUUAGGCAGAAACAUCAACCCUCCAGUGUAUGGUAUAUGUACCUCUUCUGUCAUUGUGCAUGGAUACAAGUGCCAAGAACACGAGGUUACCACUGAUGAUGGAUAUAUUCUGAGUUUGCAAAGAAUCCCAGAAGGUCGAGGUAAGGGUAAUGACAGUAGAAGUAGGAAACAACCAGUGAUCAUACAACACGGAGUUCUAGUGGAUGGUAUGACAUGGCUUCUGAACCCUCCAGAGCAAGACCUACCUUUGAUUUUAGCUGAUAAUGGCUUUGAUGUGUGGAUUGCAAACACCAGAGGAACCAGAUUUAGCCGCCGACACAUCUCAUUGGACCCCUCUAGCCCGGCCUUUUGGAAUUGGUCUUGGGAUGAACUUGUCUCCUAUGAUCUACCUGCCAUCUUUAAUUAUGUAUUCAGCCAAACGGGGCUGAAGAUCAAUUAUGUUGGUCAUUCCUUGGGAACUUUGAUAGCUUUGGCAUCCUUCUCCGAAGGGAAAUUGGUUAAUCAGCUGAAAUCAGCAGCCUUGUUAAGUCCUAUAGCCUAUUUAAGCCAUAUGAACACAGCACUUGGUGUUAUUGCAGCUAAGUCCUUUGUUGGUGAGGUCACUACCCUCUUUGGUCUGGCAGAAUUUAAUCCAAAAGGGUUACCUGUUGAUGCCUUUCUCAAGUCUCUCUGCGCUUACCCUGGGAUAGACUGCUAUGAUUUGUUGACUGCACUAACUGGUCUAAGUAAAAAUUGUUGCCUCAAUUUUUCAACUGUUGAUCUAUUCUUGAUGAAUGAACCUCAGUCAACAUCAACAAAGAAUAUGGUGCACUUGGCUCAGACUGUUAGACAUGGGGUGUUGACAAAAUUUAAUUAUGUGAGACCAGACUAUAAUAUUAUGCAUUAUGGAGAAAUAUUCCCUCCAAUCUACAAUCUUUCAAAUAUCCCCCAUGACCUCCCUCUCUUCAUUAGCUAUGGGGGAAGAGAUGCACUUUCAGAUGUUCGUGAUGUUGAGAAUUUACUUGAUAACCUCAAGUUCCAUAAUGAGGACAAGCGCAGUGUCCAGUUCAUCGAGGAAUAUGCUCAUGCUGACUACAUAAUGGGGUUCAAUGCCAAGGAUUUAGUAUACAAUGCUAUUGUUUCAUUUUUCAAUCAUCAAGUCAAUACUUGA